Molecule: messenger RNA, 1212 nt
Organism: Macrobrachium nipponense
Lineage: Eukaryota; Metazoa; Arthropoda; Malacostraca; Decapoda; Palaemonidae
Product: glycoprotein-N-acetylgalactosamine 3-beta-galactosyltransferase 1-like
Exons: 7
Coding region: 444-1034 (196 amino acids)
Molecular function (GO): N-acetylgalactosaminide beta-1,3-galactosyltransferase activity
Source: RefSeq, a predicted model, not a curated record
UUCCUGCCGCUGUUUAUAUUUUCAAGUAUCGGCAUCAUCGGCUGCUGGAAAUCAGCAGAGAGCAAAGUUUUUGGCUUCUACUCUGUUCUCCCCGGCCGUCUGACCGAUACCUAUACGAGAAGCAAUAUUACAUCUGGAAGUGGGUUGUCAAUCGGACGAGAUGAAACUCCUGUUCUGUGCUGGGUACCGUCCGUCUCGCAAGACGGGGCACGAGCUGUGGCACUGAAAGACACCUGGGGCAAACGGUGCGACAAACUCGUCUUCAUCAGUGACGUGGAAGAUAAGAGUUUAGGGUCAGUGAAGAUUGGGGGCGUUGAAGAGGGAGAAUUGUUCCUCUGGGGGAAGACCCGAGAGGCACUGAAGUAUCUGUACGACAAUCACCUUGACGAAUUCGAGUGGUUCCUGAAAGCAGAUACCGACACGUAAGUCGAAGGUACGUCAUCAUGGAGAACCUGAGAUACGUGCUGGCACCAUACGAUCCUGAUUUCCCGAUAGCUCUUGGCGAACGCUUCAUCGAAAAUGGAAACCGGGACAGAAGUUACCUGGGAGGAGGUUCCGGGUAUGUCCUGAGCAGGGGAGCACUCAGGGUUUACGGAGAAGUAGCGUACGAAAAUGAGACUCUCUGCCAGAAGGAGCCAAUAGGACCAGAGGAUGUGACAUUGGGUGUCUGCAUGACAAGCUCUGGAAUUCUACUCGGGGACACGAGAGACCAAUUCGGAAAACAUAGGUUUCACCAAAAUAUUCCCAGGGAUUAUAUCGAAGGCAAAUGGCAAAGCUGGUAUCCAAACGUCACUUUAUACGGAAGUGGGAAGGGAAUCGAAAGCUUGUCAGAGACAUCUAUAUCCUUCCACAAUCUGAAAUCGGAUUCAGAUCUCUACGUUCUGGAAUAUUUCAUUUACAUCCUCAAACUCUUCAAUGUGGAGGGAAGGUUUACCGGGCCAAGCGUUGCUCCUCUCCCACCGGACGUCGAUUCCGCACCGGAAGAGGCACGAAGAAGAUUCAUUAGGAGAAAAAGGAAAAUAGGGACUAGCUAAACGUUGUCAUAUUUUUAGAAUAAGAGACUUUUUUUUUUUUUUGCUUCAGUCUUAUAACAUUCUAUCUAUAAGAGACAGGCCCUUUUCUCCCUUCUGGGAAACAUGAGAUUCCCGCCCCUCCCGCCUCAUUUUUGUUUUUGUUUUUGUUUACUUCAGUCUUCUAACAUUCUAUCUUGCA